AUGAGGGUACCAACUCGGCAGCUCUUGGGUGCUGCGAAUCAGAACGUCACGGCGCCGAAGCUGUGGCAGGAUCCGGUCCUUGGAUACUUCGAGACUCACGGAAAGAUGGAGUUCAAGGCCGGCGAGCAGUACAACCUGACCCAGGACGACAAGAAAGCCGUCUUGUGGAGGUAUCGCGUCAAGGAGAUCUUGAAGAAGGAGUAUUUGCGACGAGAAUACGAUCCCCACAGCUUCAAGUACAAGGCCGGCGUUGUCAUGGACCCUGCCAUGUUCCGUUGGUACUCGGCUGACAUGACCCAAGCCGAAUUUUUCCGCGCAACCCCUCGAUCCGUGUUCCUCUACAUGGGAAGCGUCUUCCUCGCCUUCUACCUCUACACUAGGCUGCUCUAUGUUCCGAUUGACAAGAAUAACGAGGCGUGCCUCGACGGAGACCUCUUGUGGGCAAUUGAAUUGAAUCGUGCCAACUCGGAGGCCUGGUGUCGUCUCGCCUUGUUGUACGCAAAAUUUAACCUGCAUAGUGAAUCAAAACAGGCAUGCGAAACCGGCCUGAAGAUCAACCCGGAAUGUGGAUUUAUUUGGACAGUUUACGGACUGUUAGCGGUGUAUGAUGCGAAGACUGUGGCCCAUGAGCCGGCACUACUGGCUGAUUUGGAGGCCGUCGCCAUCGACUCGUUUUGCCAGGCCUUGACCUAUCGUCCGACGAUCGGGGUGAUCGCGCGCCACAUUUCGUACUGCGGC
This is a messenger RNA of Mesorhabditis spiculigera, 738 nucleotides long. NCBI's taxonomy places the organism in Eukaryota, Metazoa, Nematoda, Chromadorea, Rhabditida, Rhabditidae. The record is from the annotation of a GenBank genome assembly.